Molecule: messenger RNA, 1844 nt
Organism: Eucalyptus grandis
Lineage: Eukaryota; Viridiplantae; Streptophyta; Magnoliopsida; Myrtales; Myrtaceae
Product: ankyrin repeat-containing protein BDA1
Exons: 2
Coding region: 92-1561 (489 amino acids)
Molecular function (GO): protein binding
Source: RefSeq, a predicted model, not a curated record
AACUCUAUAAAAUGGGUCGAUAUAAUUUAACAGAUGUCCAAGUCCAAAGGUGUCCCAAAAAGAGAGAGAGGCCAUUGUUAGUUCAAAUCAAAUGGAGCGAAGGAUGUUAGAAGCAGCACGAAAGGGCAAUAUCCAUGAGCUGGACGACUUGAUCAGCAGCAAUGAGCUCAUCCUCGAGGAGAUGGAUCUCGAAGGAGCCGGUCACACGCCGCUGCAUGUCGCCUGUGUGGCUGGCCAUUUGGAUUUCAUCCGAGAGCUCCUGAAGCAUAUGCCAAAGCUUGUGGAAAAGGUGAACGCAGAUGGUUUCAGCCCGCUGCACAUCGUAGCGGCUCGAGGUGAUGCCGAGAUUGCGAGGGAGCUCUUGACAGUGGGUCCACACCUUUGCUCUGUGAAGGGACGAGAGAGAAGGGUCCCUUUGCAUUAUGCCGCUGCGAACGGGAAGGUCGAUGUCAUGAAGGUACUGCUCGCCGCUUCACCUGAGUCCGUUGAAGAGACGACCGCUCGAGAGGAGACUACGCUUCACCUUGCCGUGAAGAACAACCGGUUCGAGGCGGUGGUUGUGUUGGUGGACCAUCUAAAGCAGCACAAGAAGGAGCAGGUGAUCAAUUGGAAGGACCACAAAGGCAACACCGCCUUGCAUCUCGCUGUCGCGGGCAAAAAUUUUGAGGUGGUGAACUUCCUGCUUUGUAAGCAUGCUAUGGAGUCCGAGGUCGUGGAGGUGAACGCUGUGAACGACAGUGGGUUGACGCCUCUCGAUGUCUCAACUCCCUCGCGAAGGGAAGCGGGAGAUAGAGAGAUCAGAGAAAUCCUCAUUCGUGCGGGAGCCAAACACGGGAGAGGAAGAUCAAACUCGCCCACAUCAAGCCCAAUCCCAGAGGACAACAACGAUAUCGAUGGUAGUAAUAGUCAUCAAGCAGCUGGGGAGGAACCAGUUAAAGAUGCCGCUCAGUCAUUACCGUGUUCACAAUCGAAGAAUUCAAAAGCAGAAAAGGAGUCCUUUGGCGACAUCCGCAAUGCCCUGUUGGUCGUCGCCGCGCUCAUCGCGAGCGCGACCUACCAAUCCGUGCUUCAGCCUCCAAAGAUAAUAGAAGUCGACAACGACGAAUCAAAAGAUCCUCCUUUGCAUAAAUCCAUGACGGAAUACUAUGGUUCGGGCUUGGUGUACACUCUCUUCCUGGGCGGCAACACACUAGGAUUCGUGGUGUCGGUCCAGAUGAUCAUUUGCCUCACUAGAUUUAUCCCCAACCACGCUAGGCUACCGCUUAAGCUGCCGCUUAGGCUAUCCCUGGUCGCCAUGGUUCUAACUUAUUUUUGCUUCACGUUAUCCUUGCUGCUCAAGACAAUGGGUAAAAAAAGUCCAGCCCACAAAGCUUUGCGCAUGACACCACUAAUGAUAUCAUUCGUUCUUCUGCUGAUGCAGCAGUGGCUGGCACGCGCUAUAGAUUAUUUCUUGGAACGGCUUGUUGGAUUGCACCUUCUAGGUGAUAUGUACCGGCUAGAGGACAAGGACUCAGAGAAUAAGGACUUAGAGAAGAAGGGCAAAAGUAAGGGUUGUCAAUGAUGAUGGUAUCUCUCUUUCCUUGAGGUUGAGCUAAGACAUGCAAGCCUUUAGCAGUAUGGUAUUGUAGAUUGUUCAUCGAGGUUGGGCAUCAGACUGAUGUCCUUAGAUUCUCUGCAGUUGAUUGUGUGAUGUUUGCAAGUGAUCCGUUGUAUCGUACUCCCUAAUAAAAGCGCGUUGGGGGCUUAUACCCCAGUUUUGUAAAUUCGUGGACAACGGUCGAGAUUUUGAGAUGUGGUCACGUGAGUUCCAUCCUAAGUACUCAUUUGGUAUUUGCUUCUUCAGA